Messenger RNA from Nematostella vectensis (starlet sea anemone), 2688 nucleotides. RefSeq names its product probable protein phosphatase 2C T23F11.1. Gene Ontology annotation, molecular function: protein serine/threonine phosphatase activity; cation binding. The transcript is spliced from 11 exons. Lineage: Eukaryota; Metazoa; Cnidaria; Anthozoa; Actiniaria; Edwardsiidae. The record is from RefSeq and is a predicted model, not a curated record. Gene Ontology annotation, biological process: protein dephosphorylation. The coding region runs from base 194 to 1150 and encodes 318 amino acids.
ACGUCACGUGACCAAGCUUUUCGGUUUGAGCAAGAUGUCGGCUCGUCCUCUCUGUUGUAGUCUUUUGGUCAUGUUUACAUGAAAAUUCCUGGGUUAGUCUGCUACUUCCUGACGUUUUUUAGUCGUCAAUACUUUACUUCAAUAUAGGACUGAUCGAGUAAGUCCAGUUUUCCAUCCUGAAAGAUUGUUAAGUAUGGGACAGACUUUAUCAGAGCCGGUUACCACUAAGGAGACGUCAUCAUGCAGCAACAAGAGCUACAAACUUGCAUCAUCCUGUAUGCAAGGCUGGCGCAUAAACAUGGAGGAUGCACACACAGAGAUCUUAUCUCUCAAGGAAGACAAAAAUACCGCAUUUCUUGGUGUAUAUGAUGGGCACGGUGGGGCCCGUGUAGCACAGUAUGUUGGGCAGAAUCUACAAAAGAAAAUAGCCUCCCAGCCGGCGUGGGCGAAGGGCAACGUCAUUGAAGCUCUCAAGAAGGGUUUUCUCUCCUGUGAUACAGAUAUGUUAAAAGAUGAACAGAUGAAAGAUGAAGUAGCUGGCACAACGGCAGUAGUUGUUGUUAUAAAGAACAAUAAAUUAUAUUGUGCAAAUGUUGGAGACUCAAGAGCUAUAGCCUGUAAGAAAGGACUUGUAGAACAGUUAUCCUUUGACCAUAAACCAAGUAAUGAAGAGGAAACAAGAAGAAUUAUUGCUGCUGGUGGAUGGGUGGAGUUUAACAGAGUAAAUGGAAACUUAGCCCUUUCAAGAGCUCUUGGAGAUUUUUGUUUCAAGAAGAAUGACAAAAAGCCCCCAGAGGAACAAAUAGUUACAGCAAUGCCAGAUGUAAUUGUCAAAGACCUCACCCCAGAUCAUGAGUUCCUGGUUUUAGCAUGUGAUGGAAUAUGGGAUGUGUUGUCCAAUCAGGAAGUAGUAGACUUCAUCAGAUCACGCUUAGCACAGCGAAUGGAGCUUGAACAGAUCUGUGAGGAGCUGUUAACCCGUUGCUUGGCGCCAGACUGUCAGAUGGGCGGUCUUGGCUGUGAUAACAUGACCGUCAUCAUCCUAACCUUCCUCAAUGGUGGGACUUACGAAGAGCUGUGUGAUCGAUGUUUACAGCCAAGUGAUGCACGGCAACAAAACGGGAACCAGAGUGGGGGGUUUUACUCAUAAAUUACUGUUUCCUAUAAGAGUUUUAGGCUUCUUUCAGUCCCCUCCACAUCUGCUGUGACCGCAAAUAAUAAUGAAGUCGCAAGUAGCCCUUGCGUGGUAUAGCCAAUAAUAGAAAAUGUGGAGGAGACUGGGUUGUAUGGUUGUUUCCUUGUAUUUGAACUUUUUUUAAAUUCCUGUGUUUAGUCUUUCUUGGAGACCCAGGCCAAAGACGGAUUUUUGAGCAUUGUGUCGAGUGGCCUGUAGAUAGAUUUGUUUUAUUUCAUCCUUGCUUUAAAAAAAAUUAUCAUGCAUUAUCCCGUAUGGUGGCGACUUGCACUAAGAUACCAUGUAACCAUCUGAACGGUAAGCUCAUGCUAAAAUAAACACAGAAAAAAUGAUUUUAGCCGUCACAUUAGAGAGUGGCGAAAAAAUUACAGCUUCCAAUGAAAAUAAGCCCUUUCUAGCAUAAAAACUUCUAGCUGAUUCGUAAGCGCUGAAUAAGAUUUUAUUUUGUUGUUAUUUUGCCGCCAGAAGUCUAGAAGAUUACCACCCAAAAACUCCAUGAUUUCUUAGUGCAGAUCGCCCAUUCAUGGCCUUACUCUCAGCUUUUUUUACUGAGCACCUCCCGACCCAGGUUGUGCUAAUUCUUGGAAUUCCCUGAUGUCUUCAGCAGCUAUGGACAGAUUUAGUAGUAUUUUUCAAUUCUUCUUGUUUUGACCAUUAGUAUACCAGGAAGCAAGUGGUGAGGUCAUAGCCAGCUAUGUUUGAAGAAAUUUUACUGCAGACAAUGAUUACACCAAGAAUUUCCAAUCCAUACAGUGGUACCUCUCACGGCCAUACUCGCUAAAACAAGUCCACUAAAUGGAGGUUGGCUGCUAGGCCCAAAGGCAGACUUUUAUGAAAAGCAAAUUUUCGGACUUUGUGUUGUGGCUGCUGAAAAGGGUUGUUUGCUUUAUAGAGGUACCACUGAAUAACAAUUUCACAAAACUUUAUUUAAAACAUAUCAUGGUUAGGGACACAUACCUGAAUAAUGGGGAAAAAAAGAUUUGUAUCUUUGUCUGAAGGUAUGCUGACUAUCCCUUACGGCUAUACACACAGGCUCCCCUUCCCGGGUGCAUUGCAAUGUCUUUCUAAUCAUUGCAAUAAUCCACAUUUCGAGACAUCUUUGCGACCUUCGUAUAGCACUUUGAAUAUACAAAUAUACAUGUAACCAGCCACUUAAACGUAAAGAACGCGGCCAAAUUUGCUGCCAUAGCAAUGCAUCGUGGGAAGGGGGACAUGACCCCGGUAUGUUACUGGGUUAGUACGUUUCCCUAACUGAAAGCCUAUAUGAAGUACUGUCCUUGGGGUCACGUGGUAAUAUCGCCUUUCCAUGGCCCAUGACAGGUUUGCACCAAAGGAAUGUAAAAUAGUCAUAAUGUCAGUGGACUUUUUACUGCGUCUAUCUCUGUCCUUGUUUUGUAUGUGUGUGGAUAUUUGUGUAUAUAUAGUAGUGACAAAUAUAGAAUGAAAGGACAAGACGUGGAAACAAGUAGCAAGUAAAACACGAAGUUCGCAUA